ACUUCUCUCAGGUAUACUGAGAAUCUCAUCAUCAAAUUAUAGAAGCCAUCAAAAUGCAGGCAUCUCUCUGCUUUACACCGUCCGUCCCAACUCUGCCACCUACCAGGACCACUGCUGCUACAACUUGGAGAUCUCCUGCAAAGCUAGGGCAAGGUCUUGUUUCCCGAUGUCCACCGAUCAAAGCAACUGCAGUGGCCUACGAAGUUUCUACGGUUGAUUACAGUUCCAUGACCUCAGUGUUUCCCGCAGAAGCCUGUGAAACAAUUGGUGGAGAAGCCUGUGACGUAGAAAUGUAUCCGGAAGUGAAACUCAAGCCGGAGGCCAGAAGCGGCGCAGCGAGGAUAAUCUCAGAGUUGAUCGAUAGGGAGUAUCUCGAGUAUAACGAUAAUGCAAAGACGGUGUUUCCAGGAGAAGCUUGUGACGAUCUUGGAGGAGAAUUCUGUGAGGCAGACUAUCAAAAGGGGGUUUACUAGGGGAAGUCUAAUCGAAAGAUAAAACAUGAGGAUCGAUCUCUCUCGUAGACUUUUGCUUCUGUUUGUAAAUGCUUAAUAUAUGUGGUUUAAUACUAAAUCAUCGCAGUUUAAGCCUUUAUGUGAUGAAAGUUAUAUA
Nelumbo nucifera (sacred lotus) is the source of this 609-nucleotide messenger RNA. Its product is annotated as light-regulated protein, chloroplastic. Lineage: Eukaryota; Viridiplantae; Streptophyta; Magnoliopsida; Proteales; Nelumbonaceae. The record is from RefSeq and is a predicted model, not a curated record. Gene Ontology annotation, cellular component: chloroplast.